AUGUUCAGCUCUGUUUCACUAUUUGCCCAAAAAUCUAAAGAUGAAUUCAGAAUUAAUAUAUAUGUUACUCCAACUGUAUAUUUUGAAUCUAUGGAAUGUUAUAAAACUUUAUUUCUGCAAAAAAAAGAAGAACUUCUUGGCAAUGCAAACAAAUUGAAAAACGGUUUAUGGAAAAUUGAUGACACCAAAUUCAAAGUAGAAUCAAUGACUACAGAAUUGGUGGAAGCCAAAAAAUCUGUCGAACAUUUUCAAAAACAGUGCGAAGAAUAUCUUGCUUCAAUUGUGCAACAGAAACGAGAAGCUGAUGAACAAGCAAAGUCAGUUGGUCAGAAAAGUGAAAAAAUUGUAGAAGAAGAACUGAAAUGCCGCAAAAUGGCCGAAGUUGCUCAAGCAGAUUUAGCAGAAGCAAUGCCUGCUCUUGAUGAAGCUAAAAAAGCAUUGGAAGCGUUGAAUAAAAAGGAUAUUACUGAAAUUAAAUCAUACGGUAAACCACCAAUGCUGGUUGAAAAAGUUUUAGAAGCUGUCAUGAUAUUGAGAGGUAAUGAACCUACUUGGGUAGAAGCCAAAAGACAGCUAGGAGACCAAAAUUUUAUCAAACAAUUGCUCAAUUUUGAUGUUGACAACAUAUCGGAUCGCUGCCUCAAAAAAAUAUCAAGUUAUUGCAUUCAAUCAGAUUUUCAGCCGGAAAUUGUUGGCAGAGUUUCGACAGCAGCAAAGUCUCUCUGUAUGUGGGUGAGAGCCAUAGAACAAUAUGCAAAAAUUUAUCGAGUAGUUGAACCAAAAAGACACAGACUUGCAGUUGCUGAGGGUCAUUUAAAGGAAAAGAUGAAUUUACUACAGGAAGCUAAAAAUAAGUUAACAGAGAUUGAAUCGAAAAUGGCUGAAUUAAAACAGUCUUACGAUAAUAAAGUUCAAACUAAAGAAGAGUUUCGGAUAAAAGCAGAACAAAUGGAAAUUAAACUUGAAAGAGCGUCUCAGCUUCUUGAUGGACUAUCUGGAGAGAAGGAAAGAUGGCAACAAACUGUUGAGGUACUAGAAAGUGAAAGUAUGUUACUGGUUGGUAACGUAAUGGUCGCUUCCGGUUUUGUUACUUACACUGGAAUAUUUAAACGCACGUACAGAGAAGAUAUUAUUAAAAAAAUUUGGCUGCAAGAAAUGAGUCGUUUGGAUAUACCUUAUUCUAAAAGUAUCGAUCUUAUAGAGUUUUUAACUGAUCCCACAGUUGUCCGAGACUGGAAUAUGCAGGGUUUGCCAGGAGAUACCUUUUCUAUUCAAAAUGGUAUUAUUGUUUCGAAAAGUCUAAGAUGGCCUUUGUUAAUUGAUCCGCAAGGUCAGGCAUUUAAAUGGAUAAAAAAUAUGGAAGGAUCAAAGAAUUUGAAAGUAGCGGAUUUACACACCUCCGAUUACUUGAAAAUUUUUGAAGGAGCUACUGUCAUGGGUGUACCGAUGAUAAUAGAAAAUGUUUCAGAAGAUAUAGAUGGCCAAUUAAAUCCUAUUUUGGAGAAGCCUGUUUUACUAUCAGAGAAAAGGUUUCUCAAAUUUGGGGAAAAAGAAAUAGAGCUUAAUAACAAUUUUCGGUUAUACAUUGUGACGAAACUUAGCAAUCCACAUUACUCUCCUGAAAUAUCUUCAAAAACAAAUAUAGUUAACUUUGCCGUCAAAGAACAAGGGUUGGAAAAUCAGUUGCUUGGAGUUGUCAUUAGAAAAGAAAGACCUGAAUUAGAGGAGCAAAAAGAUAUCUUAGUUCGUAAUAUUGCCAACGGAAAGAAAAAAAUUAAACAAUUAGAAGACGAUAUAUUGCGAUUGCUGAACGAAGCGAAAGGUUCUCUUCUUGACGAUGAACAGCUACUUCUGACGCUGCAAACAUCGAAAGCCACAUCUCAAGAAGUUCAUGAUUCCCUGAUGACGUCGGAAGCAACUGAAGCUAAGAUUGAUGAAACAAGAGAGGGUUAUCGACUCAGCGCGGAGAGGGCAUCUAUAUUGUUUUUUGCUUUGAAUGAUGUGGGUGCUAUUGAUCCCAUGUACAAAUUUUCAUUGGAAUCCUACAUCGAUUUAUUCAAUUUGUCUAUUGAUAAAUCUCACAAAAGUUCAAAGUUGGAAGAAAGAAUUGCACAUCUGAAUGAAUAUCACACAUAUUCCGUUUAUAGAUUUGCAUGCCGCGGCAUCUUUGAAAAACACAAGCUGAUUUUUUCUUUCCAUAUGUGCAUAAAAAUUUUAAAAUCUGCUGGAAAGAUAAAUACUGAAGAGUAUAAUUUUUUUCUAUACGGCGGAAUUGUACUGGAUCGAGAUAAUCAAAUGGAUAACCCUUGUAAUUGGUUACCAAAUGCAUGUUGGGACAACAUUACUGAGCUGGAUAAAUUGACAAACUUUCACGGUUUAACCACUUCAUUUGAACAAUAUCAAAAAGAUUGGAAUACCUGGUAUACAACAGCUGAACCAGAAACUUCAACUCUUCCAGGAGAAUGGGAUAUAUCUUGUAAUGAAUUGCAAAGAAUACUUAUUGUAAGAUCAAUUAGACCUGAUAGGGUCUCGUUUUGUGUAACAUCGUUUAUAACGAAUAACCUAGGAUCAAAAUAUAUUGAGCCACCUAUUUUGAAUUUUAAAUCAGUUGUCGAGGAAUCUACUUGUAAAACUCCAUUAAUUUUUAUACUGUCACCUGGAGUUGACCCUACAAAUGACUUGAUAGCUGUAGCUGAAUCUAAAGGAAUGUUUCCAAAUAAAUUUUGUUCUCUUUCCUUAGGACAGGGACAAUCUUACCAAGCAACUCACAUUAUUAAAAAAAGUAUCAAAGAGGGAUUAUGGGUUUUUCUUGCUAAUUGUCAUUUAUCUAUUAAUUGGAUGCCUUCUUUGGAUAAACUCGUAAAAGAAGUUCAGUCCGAGGAGACUUGUCCCCAUCCAGACUUUAGACUUUGGUUAAGUAGCAGUCCUGAUUCUCGUUUUCCAAUUUCUAUUUUACAAAUUGGCAUCAAAAUGACAACUGAACCGCCAAAAGGCUUAAAAGCCAAUAUGAAAAGAAUGUAUUCCAGGAUAACUGAUCACCAAUUUAUCCGAAGCAAACAUCCUGAAAAAUACAAAAAAUUGCUUUUCUGUUUAAUAUUUUUCCACUCCAUUUUGAUUGAACGAAGAAAAUUUUCAAUGCUUGGAUGGAAUAGUAGAUAUAAUUUCGAGGACUCUGAUUUUGAGGUUUCUGAAGGUUUGCUUAAUUUAUAUUUGGAUGAAUAUGAAGAAACUCCUUGGGAAGCACUAAAAUUUUUGGUUUCAUCUAUUAAUUAUGGAGGUCAUGUGACAGACGAUUGGGAUCGAAGAUUAAUUAAUGUUUACAUUUCUGAUUUCUUUUGCGAAGACGUUUUGACUUCUCCAUCGUACAAAAUGUCUAGUUUGCCAAGUUAUUACGUUCCAAGAGACGGGUCAUUAAACUCAUAUCGAGAAUAUGUAAGCAUGCUACCAAACAUGGAUCAUCCAGAAGUUUUUGGUCAACAUACAAAUGCUGAUAUAACAUCUCAAACUGAAGAAGCUAAAAUUUUAUUCGAUACUUUGUUAUCAAUGCAGGCUCAUAUUUCAAUUUUUACCGGAGAUAAAGAAGAAAAGGUAUUAGAGACAUCUGAAAAUAUUAAAAAAUUGUUACCUGAAUCCAUCGAUUACUCUACCACAGAAAAAAUUUUUGCAACGGAUAGAUCGCCUUUGAAAACUGUUCUUUUACACGAGAUUUUAUGGUACAACAAACUUCUUGAUCAAGUCAAAGAACAACUGAAUCAGCUUGAAAAAGGCAUAAAAGGAUUGCUGGUAAUGUCUCCAGAAUUAGAAGAGGUGUUUAAAUGUCUUUAUGAGGGAAAAGUACCAAACGCUUGGCAAAAAGUGUAUCCAUCCCAGAAAUUACUGUACGCUUGGACACGUGAUUUAGUUUACAGAGUUGAACAAUUUCAAAUAUGGGCAUCUACCGCCCAUUCUCCAAAAAUCUUUUGGUUUUCAGGCUUCAUACACCCAAUUGCUUUUUUAAACGCUGUGCUACAAACAUUUUCAAGGAAUAAUGGGAUAUCUAUGGAUCUUUUAUCAUGGGAUUUCAGUGUAAUGACCGUAGAUGAUAGCAAUAUUGUUUCAGCUCCUAAGGACGGUGUCCUGGUGAAAGGUUUGUAUCUGCAAGGUGCUGGCUGGGACAUAAAAAACUCUUCUUUAAUUGAGGCUGAUCCAAUGCAAUUAGUUUGCUCACUUCCAACCAUACAUUUCAAACCAGUUGAAUUGAAACGAAGAACUCAAAAAGGUAUUUAUAGCACGCCUUGUUAUUAUUGUCCUAAUCGAGAAGGUUUAAAAGAUCGUAUUUCCUUCGUUGUAGCAAUUGAUUUGAAAAGUGGUGAAAAAAGUCCGGAGCACUGGGCGAAAAGAGGUACAGCGGUUUUAAUGAGUCUGGAUUCAUGA
Molecule: messenger RNA, 4413 nt
Organism: Helobdella robusta
Lineage: Eukaryota; Metazoa; Annelida; Clitellata; Rhynchobdellida; Glossiphoniidae
Exons: 27
Coding region: 1-4413 (1470 amino acids)
Biological process (GO): microtubule-based movement
Cellular component (GO): dynein complex
Molecular function (GO): minus-end-directed microtubule motor activity; dynein intermediate chain binding; dynein light intermediate chain binding
Source: RefSeq, a predicted model, not a curated record